CAUGUUUAAUCCACAUUGUUCAUCUCAAGUGCUAGAAGCAUUUCAACUCUGCAAGGUCAGAUAUGGAUUACCAAUGCAUGGUAGGGUAGAUCAGCCUAAUCACUGGGGCUACCCUUCUAAUGUUUCUUCUUUUAUUUGUCUGUCUUAUUCUAUUAAUAUUGGAUAAGGGUAAUAGAAGUGGGUAUGAUCAAGAAAAGGCUAUACAGCUUUUGGGAUUAGUACAUCAAAGGAAUGUGUAAGGUUGUGAGAUAUUGUUUGUGGCAUAGUCAACUAUUGCCACAAAGUGAAUAUUGGUGAGCUACAGGCUUCCUAGACAUUGAAGCUUCAUAAGUGGACAAGGAAGCAUAUCAUGGUGAAAAGUCAAAAUUCUAAAAUUAGUAUUUUGCAAUUGGUAUGGAGGAUGUAGCAGCAGGGGUCAACACUUGGUGGUAUUCAAGAGAGCUUUGGGGGUGCUGUUGGAUGUUACUUUGAGAUGAGUGCUUGAGCAUUGCAAUUAGUGCACCAGAUCAAAGCACUUAAAAGAAAACUUGGAUAGGUUAAAAGUAACAAAGAAUUGGCAUGUGAUGUAAUCUUCAAUGUUAUAGUAAGCUGAGAGAAUCUGUUACUAUCUAAGCAAGUCAGAGGAUGGUUGAUACUUCUAUCUUUUCUCAUAAAUUCAAGAAAUAAAACUCAAUUACAAUUUCUGCAUUUGUCUUUAUCUCCUACAUGUUCAUACGAAAUAUAGUUCUACAGGAUGUAAUAUGGUAACACACUAACAAUUGUGUUUGAUUUUGUGGUCCUUUUGCUGCUAGAGGAUACAAAAUUUUCAUUCACAACCAAUUUCCUUAGUCUCUAGCUUGUAUAUGCUUUGGAGAUUCUAGUCAGUUUAGUUCAAGUGUUAUACCUCAUGAUGAUCUUCAUCUAUAAGCCGAAUCAACUUUGAUCUUACUUUUUAAUUCUGUAGUGUCUGAAGCAUUCGUGAUGGAUCCAAAGGCAGAUUCCGCUUUUGAUCUGGAUGAAGAACGUGUUGCUCCAAAUCUGAGUUCUAGUUUACAAGCAGUUGAAGCUGCUCAAGGGUUCUCCCAUGGUCGUGGUCGGAUAAUACCUUCACUCUCUAAUGAAAGACAGGAUGGGUUUUUCUAUAGAGAUAAUCACAUGAAUCUGCGAAGGACCGCCCAGGCUGUUCAUGGUCAUAACCAUUUUGGAGUGAAUAAGAAAUAUAGCUCACACAAAACUUUCGAAGUUUCAAGAGAGCUAGUUCAUGGUCCCCGGGCAAACAAAUCGAAUAGUUGUUUGGGCUCAUCAACCAGAAACAACAAUUUGAACCAGUUUGUUCGCCGAGAUAAAUAUAACAAAACAGAUUUUCAGAUUGAAUAUGAAAAUGCCAAGUUCUUCAUGAUAAAGUCAUACAAUGAAGAUGAUGUCCACAAAAGUGUCAAAUACAAUGUGUGGGCAAGUACUCCCAAUGGUAAUAAAAAGCUGGAUGCUGUAUUCUGGGUUGCAGAGAGAUUAAUGAAGAAGGGCUCAAAGUGUCCAAUUUUCCUAUUUUUCUCAGUUAAUGCCAGUGGUCAGUUUGUUGGUUUGGCUGAAAUGAUUGGACCUGUUGAUUUCAACAAGAACCUUGAUUUCUGGCAAAAAGAGACCUGGAAUGGGUUUUUCCCAGUGAAGUGGCACAUCAUAAAGGACAUACCCAACAGACUUUUUCAAAGUAUUAGGCUUGAGAACAAUGACAACAAGGCUGUAACAUUUAGUAAGGAUACUCAGGAGAUAGGGCUGCCACAAGGUUUACAAAUGCUGCACAUAUUCAAGGGCCACCCUCUGGGAACAUCACUACUGGAUGAUUUCGGGUUCUAUGAACAGAGAGAGAAAUCACUCCAGGCCACAAGGAGAAGGAGGCCUGCUGUGAUGGAUGUAGAUUUUGAAUUCUAUGAUGACAGUUGUGGAAAAAUUGGAAGCAGCAGUAAAUGAAAUGAAUGUGACUGGAAAGCCUAGAAAAUCUUGUGAUUUCAUGUGGGUGCCAUCCGGCACCAGAGGACAUUCAAAUCAUUCACAGGCAAGAAAUUGACAUGGCAGAUUCUUGCCCUGAUGGAUGGGUAGGAGAUUUCAAAUUUACUGUUGCUCUCUCUCUCUCUCUCUCUUUUCUGUAUGUAAUAUAUAUAGCAUGCCAUUUACAAACUUCCCGUGGCAGCUUACUGCUUGCAGUUUCUUUUCUCUAUUUGAACUUCGAGAACUGUUUGGCUUCUUCCCAAAGAAGAAUGAGAACUGCUUACAUUGGCAGCAGCAUCCCCAGCAUACAGAUUUAAACUUUUGGAUCUACUUGAGAAGCAGAUUUGCUUAUGUUUAUUUGCAUUGGUACCAAUAUAAAGCACCAAA
Molecule: messenger RNA, 2352 nt
Organism: Musa acuminata AAA Group (dessert banana)
Lineage: Eukaryota; Viridiplantae; Streptophyta; Magnoliopsida; Zingiberales; Musaceae
Product: YTH domain-containing protein ECT4-like
Exons: 5
Coding region: 961-1947 (328 amino acids)
Biological process (GO): mRNA destabilization
Cellular component (GO): cytoplasm
Molecular function (GO): mRNA binding
Source: RefSeq, a predicted model, not a curated record